GUCGUAGAGCCUCAUACGCGGGUCAUAAACGAUCCGCGGCCAUAGUAGAGGUGCACGCGCGAGAAUCGAUCCGAAUCGCCGGCGAUAAACGCAUCUCCCGCGAGGCGAUCGUCGCGCGCCGCGUCGCCGCCGAGCGAUGAGUUCCAAGUUCAUCAUCGAUAGCAUGCUCCCCAAGUACCACCAGCAGUUCCAUCAUCAGAACUUGUUCGCGGGUGCUGGAGCAUCACCUAUUGAGGCAUCAUUGUCCUCAUCGCUGUCAUCAUCAUUGUCGACGUCGCUCUCCUCGUCGUUGUCUGGCGGACUAGGGGCGGCUGCGCUGGGGGCCGGCUCGCCAGGGGCCGGGAGCCCGCAGCGCUCCUCUUCGUCAUCGUCGGCGUCACCAGGCGCGCCGGCGAGGAUGUACCCGUACGUUUCUCAUCACCAGCAGUUCGGAGGCUCAGUGCCGUUUCCAACUGGCGGUGGUCUAUCGGCUGACGACAAAAGUUGCCGUUACCCGACAGCUGUGGGAGGAGAUCCGAUGGUGAAUUAUGCACUCGGUCAACACAACGGCGGUGCGGCGGUAUCGGCUGCGUCGGCUAGUAUGGCAGCAGCGGCGCAGUUUUACCAUCAAGCAGCAGCAUCAGCAGCCUCAGCCGCUUCUGCAGCCUCAGUGGAUGCAAUGGGCGCAGCGUGCUCUCAACCCUCCGCCCAGCCUCUGCCAGACAUACCACGUUAUCCAUGGAUGUCAAUCACCGAUUUUCCGUUUCCAGAUUGGAUGAGCCCCUUCGACCGCGUGGUCUGCGGUGAGUUCAAUGGACCAAAUGGCUGCCCACGACGGCGAGGACGACAGACAUACACAAGAUUCCAAACACUAGAACUAGAAAAGGAAUUCCAUUUUAAUCACUAUCUGACGCGCAGGCGUAGGAUAGAGAUUGCACAUGCACUUUGUCUUACAGAGAGACAGAUAAAGAUAUGGUUCCAAAAUCGACGCAUGAAGUUAAAGAAGGAACUGCGUGCCGUUAAAGAAAUCAAUGAGCAAGCGCGCCGAGAGAGAGAGGAACAGGAUAGAAUGAAACAACAGCAGCAAGAGAAGCAAGCCAAGCUGGAGAGCCAACACCAUGGCCAUCACGUGACCCACCACCACGACCCAAUGAAAAUGCCCAUCGACAAAGGUUCCAGCGACAUCCUCAAAGUGAAUAAAGUGCCGACGUAAGGCGCCUGCCUACCGCUUAGUAAAUCCUGACUGAUACUGUAUCAUAUAGUGUGAAUACAUGAAUGGAAGUGUUACGUCCAUAUGGACCUGCGGGCAGCGUUAGUCCUCUCGUAUCCACUAGUUUUAUGUUUUGCGGCUGAUUUAGUAGGAGUGUCGCCUCGUUGUGGAGGUGUUCGUGACUUUUAUUGUAUUAAUGUUCCUUUAGUGCGAAGGACUUGCCUCGGUGUCGUUCGCUGGUGGACAGGCUGGUGAUGUGCUUUAAGCAUUUAUUUUGUUGCCAUAACCACACCAUGUAUUGCAAUAAUAUUUUACUAAAUUUUACAAAAGCGUUAGUAUCGCUCUAAGAUUUACAACUCCGAGUGAACUUCGGUAUUGUUAGUUAAGAUUUAAAAUCUGUGAAUCUCAUAGUAUUUAUUGCUACCAUUUACUUUAAUUCAUUAUGUUAUAUUUUUUUUAUUAAUAGAUAUUAUAUUAUGUACAUUUUGAUGUAUAUUUUAUUAUUUGGCCACUUUCAGUGGACUGGUUAUGUUUUGAUAGUCACAUUUUUUUAUGAUCGUAAAAUUUGUUGUAUUUUAUCAGUUGAUUUCGAAAGAGUUGCUUUUAUUAUUUGUCCAUAUUGUGAUUCAGUUGAUAGUUAGGUUCGGAAAUUGUUGUUUGAUUUGAACGUAUAAUUUUUAUUGCGGAAAUACAUUUGCAAUUAUAUAAAUAUAACAUUUACUAUUUCCAUAUGAGCGUUAGACGUAUGAUUGUAACAAAAUACGUAUUGAAGUACAAUUGAGAGUAGGUUUCAUCAUGACGUAUGUUGUGUUUUGUAUUCAAUGUUUUCAUGAGAAUAUAUAAUUCGGUAUUUUUGAUGAUAGUUCUACUUAAAUCUUGUCCAGAUGUUUAAAAUUCUUAUAAUGUAAAAAAAAAAUUAACUGCAUUGUGUCCAUGCAUCCCAAAUCGUCAGAUGUUCAAAAUUAUAUACGUAACAUUGAUACAUAUAUUAAACAAUAAUGUGACUAAAAUAAAUUUUACAUGUAAUUUUAAAGUUGAUUAGCUUAAGUGUACUAUACAUAGAUAAUAUAGGUUCGACUUUAAGUAUUGCUAAGACGAAUAGAAUGCCUACCGCGAGGUAGAACGUGAAAUAACUACUUUGAUUUGCCUAAUGAUGUUUCUGAAGCAGCUUUACCCUUAACCGACGAUCAAAUGCUCAUAUUUUCAAUCAUAAAAUAUAUUUUUAAUCAUUUAAAACUUAUUCAAUUCAAAGUAUUACAAUUUGAUCGGUUUCGUGUACAACAUUACUUUGCUCUCAAGUCCACGUUGUGCCAAAAUAUUAUAAAAAUUAGCUUCGUAUCAUGAAACAAUUACGAAACAAAUGCACUCACAAAAUCGUUUCGCUUUGAACAAAUAAUCAUGUAUUUCUUUAUAUAAAUAUCAGAACAAAUAUUAAAUAAGGGCUAAAAAAAUUAGUAUUCAUAGUCACCAUUAUACGUAAAUUAAUGUCAGGGUAGAAUUAAAGAAAAUUUAAAAUAAAUAUGUGUACUAAAUUGAAAUUAUCGCUUAAUUUUUAUAAUCAUCACUCAAUAUAUAUCUGUCCACUGUAAUGUUCGUAUUAUAUCAAUCAGUAGGUGUAAUUUAUAUCUGGAUAUCAUUAGCACAAGUCCUCUUUAGACUUAAGAUAUUCACAAGGACAUUUUUUCUCAGAUUACGAUUCCAAGAUGAACAAAAGCAAUAUUUAGUUGUUAAAACGAUUUCCAUAGUUCGUUUCGAUCUUCAUUACGUUACGGAAAAUAAUCGUCAAUUCGAUACUGUUAUUUAAUUUAAAUGAAUAAAUAUUAAAAUAAAGUAAAUAUUACUGAAGUAACGAAACUUAGGGACUUAAAAUCCGUUACGUAAAAACGCUGAAAUAUUAAUGAAGUUUAGUUUAUUUAACUCGUUUUAUAUUGAGAUGUCGGCGAUAGCCAGAUAUUUGCAAUAAAUAAUGAAAACAUUUCAUGAGCUAUAGACGUCGCGUAAGAUUACUAUAAGGUUGUCAUUAGUAAAUAAAAUAGAACCUUUAUCCCAUCUUACUUUUAAAUAUGAAUCGAGAAUGAUAAUCGAACAAAAUGUACUUAAGUAAAUUUCGUAUAUGUAGGCUUUAUAAGUUAUAAUGCAUAGUUAAUAAAUAACUUAGACACUGGUAAUAAUAUAUAAGCGUAAUAAACCAGGCGAAGUAUUUGAUUAAAAGCGCUUAAAUACCUAUUUAGUAUCGUUCGUAAUGAUUAUGAUUGGAGGAAACGAUAGUACUAUUCGGAGUAGACGGGCGUACACACUCGCACACGCGUCGAGGACGGUAACUUUAGCGCAAUGUGUGUAUACGAACUUAAAUUGUUGUUUCUGGAUUUGAUAAAUAAUAUUCGAUCCCGUUGUGAAAAUUUGCUUUAACAAUAACUGUUUCGUUACUCGUAUGGGUCUGUGCAAAUUAAUAACUCCUUUAAUCUAUACGAUAUCGCCUUUAUGAUUAUUUACUGUUACGCGAUUCCUAAUUAAGUUUCGUUUCUAACAAUAGGUAAAACUUUUAACGUAUUAGUAAUAAUGUUUGUGUGUAUGUUCGUCGGAUGAUUUAUGUCAGGUUCUCUUUAUUGUUUUUGCCUCGUAAAGAACUGUAGAUAAUUCACGAGGAACAAUGAGCAAUUUGCUAAAUAGAUUAUAUACGACCUCCAUCCGUAAUAUUGUCUUGCCAUACUGCUAGUGUUUCGUAGACUAUAGGUAUUAACAUAAUACCUGGUCGAAUAUAGAUUUCAAUAUAAUAAUAUACCCUACCGUAUUAAUCUUAAUUAUAAUUUCUAUUUCUCCAUUUACAUAAAAUCAGGCGAGGUUUUCCAGUUCUGUAGAUUACUUUAUAUUAUAAUAGUUUUUAAAACAUCGUUAAGUUGAAUUACGCCAUUUAUUUUUUAAAAUAUAUAUUUUAACAAGACUUCUGUUCUGUUAGGUUAUAUCGAAUGAUUGUUAAUUUUUAUCUUAAUAUAAUUGUAGUUAUGUAUGUAUGUACCUAUAUCUAUAUUUUCGAAAAUAGUAACUAAAUCGUCGUAAAAUUAAGUUAUUGUAAAUAGUCGUGAAAGUUUUAUGUGGCGCAUUAUAUGAAUAUAUAUCUUUUUGUUUUAUAUUUCGUUUUAUGUUACGUAUUUAUGUAAUGUACGUACGUGUUAAACGGAUUUCACUUGACUAAGAUGAAAAAGUUUACUGAAACUCUUUUAAAUUAGUGAACAGCCGCCUUCUAAAUUGUUUAAAUCUUUUGCUGAAUAAUUGUAUUUUAUAAUAUUUCUUUAUCAUUAUGAUUAAUCUGUAACUUUUUUUGAAGUCUUUAAAUUAAUAAUGAACAUAUUUGAAAUAUUUUUAUUUAUAAGCAAGAAUGUAUUAUGAUUUUUUUUUAAUAGUUAUUAUUGUAAUAUUUAUAAAGAUUUCUGGUCAAGUGAAAUCAAACGUACGACUCAACGUGACUGUGUCGUGUUAAACUAAGAAAAUAGAUGGGUGAUUGUAUAUGAAGCCCGCAUUCAAUAUUGUAAUAUUAAUUUCGAAAAUUCAAGAGAAUAAAGAGUUAAUG
Molecule: messenger RNA, 4757 nt
Organism: Vanessa tameamea
Lineage: Eukaryota; Metazoa; Arthropoda; Insecta; Lepidoptera; Nymphalidae
Gene: abd-A
Product: homeobox protein abdominal-A homolog
Exons: 3
Coding region: 137-1192 (351 amino acids)
Biological process (GO): negative regulation of transcription by RNA polymerase II; anterior/posterior pattern specification
Cellular component (GO): nucleus
Molecular function (GO): DNA-binding transcription factor activity, RNA polymerase II-specific; RNA polymerase II cis-regulatory region sequence-specific DNA binding
Source: RefSeq, a predicted model, not a curated record